AUGGUGUCGAAUUUAGGUUCUGGGAGGAACCACAUCAAGACCAAUGAGCACCUGCCGCCGAGCGGCUCAGCCUGCACCGGUGCAUCGGGAAACAGGGGUCCAGAUUGCCCCAGGGUCGUGGCUCGCCAGCAGGAACGCCCAAUCGCGGGGAAGGUCGCUAGCGAAGACAACGUCGCGCGUGUCCCGAAAUGUCCAGAGCUCAAAUUUCAUCAUGAAUUUGGUGUGGGUAAGGUGGCAUGGAUGGCGUUGGGGGAGGGCGUAGAUGGCGGCAGCUAA
Podospora pseudocomata is the source of this 276-nucleotide messenger RNA. RefSeq lists its product as uncharacterized. The record is from RefSeq and is a predicted model, not a curated record. The coding region runs from base 1 to 276 and encodes 91 amino acids. The transcript is spliced from 2 exons. Lineage: Eukaryota; Fungi; Ascomycota; Sordariomycetes; Sordariales; Podosporaceae.